Molecule: messenger RNA, 960 nt
Organism: Paramuricea clavata
Lineage: Eukaryota; Metazoa; Cnidaria; Anthozoa; Malacalcyonacea; Plexauridae
Source: the annotation of a GenBank genome assembly
AUGUCUGAAUCAACUGGGUCCUUGCCAGUCAGUGAACUAGUUGAGGAAUAUGAAACUGUGCUCAGAUCAUUAUUAGACACUCAUGCUCCCCUACAUAAUAAAUUGGUCACAAUACGUGAUUUUUCUCCUUGGUACACACAGGAAAUUCAUGCACAAAGAAUUAUUAAAAGGAGACUUGAAAGGCGUUGGCGUUCUUCUAAUAUGGCGACCGACAGAGAUCUGUAUGUUAAGCAAUGUAUGAAAGUCAAUGAUUUGAUCUUUCAUUCGAAAAUGUCUUUUUAUGGUGAUUUGAUUGAUAGUUUGGGACCUGAUCAACGAAAUCUCUUUAGUACUGUAGACAAGAUGAUUCAUAAAAAAGCGGAAAAGCUUUAUCCUUCAUCUGGUGUUUCUGGUAAUUUGGCAAAUGAUUUUGCGAAUUUCUUUUGUACCAAGAUUACAAAUAUAAGAUCAACAUUGCUGUCUGAAACAUCUAUGAAUUUCGAUUAUGACAAGACAUACCCAAUACAAGCUGAGCUAUCCACCUUUACCCCUGUAACAUCUGAAAAUCUUGGGAAAUUAAUUGAUAAAAUGUCAAGUAAGUCAUGUCAACUGGAUCCUAUACCAGCUUCUGUUUUUAAAAAGUGUGGUCAUCUAUUACUUCCUGUGAUAACAGACAUUGUUAAUCUUUCUCUGCAUCAUGCAUUGGUCCCACCCAGUUUGAAAAUGGCACUUCUGCUACCAUCUAUGAAGAAACCGUCUCUGGAUCAUGAAGAAUUCUCAAGCUUUCGACCAAUUUCCAAUUUGAAAUUUUUGUCAAAGGCUGUUGAAAAAGUUGUUGCGUCCCAAGUUGAUACUUAUAUUAGGCAUAAUAACUUGUAUGAAGUGUAUCAAUCAGCCUAUAAAAAGUAUCAUAGCACUCCUGGCAUUAGACAAUCGGUCAUCGGUAAUACUUUUGUUAUUGGAUUUGUCGGCUGCCUUUGA